GAGAGCACUGUGGCACUGUUGUUUGUGUCAGGGAGAGACGGUCCGGUGCUCCAUGGUCAAAGAAUAGAUCGAGCAGGCUAUAGAGAGAAUGAUGACUAAAAGGCUAAUGGAGAUAGUUUGCGUCUUAUGCAAGUUCCAUCACAAUGAAUGAGUAAGAGACAAGGUUCGUUUGAUAGAGGACGAUAAGCCGUUAUCAUCGUCUUUCCCAGAGCUUCCUUCCCCACCAUUUGGAGGGCCGACGGCAAGUACCGCACGCACCCCGCUACCUAACAAGGUCCCUGAGCCUCUGAGGUGGCCCGUGGCCUUGCGCCAGCCAAGGCUCUGAUAAUUUUGGAUCCCAGGCGGAGGCUGCCAGAAGACCUUCUCCCCCACCAUAACUCUGGCAACCGUCAAGCGCUUUUUCAGGUGUUUUUGUUUUGCUUCCAAAAUUGAAGCCACUGCCACAUACACGUCGUCAUAUUGCUUGCAACCUCCCAACACACAUCUCACCAUCACAAGUAGUACAAAUACCACGAGAACAACGAAGCAGCUGCCAAACAUGGCGACCGACCUGGUGCAGAUCGCUCAGCUGCUUAACCUGACACUGGAUGCGAAGCAGCACCGCAAAGCUGAGGCCGAGCUCAAGAUUCUAUCAGAACAGCCCAACUAUUCCCUGUCCCUUCUCACACUCGUCCACGAUGCCACGAAACCAACCCAGACCCGCCUCGCGGCAGCCCUUGCCUUUAAGAACUUUAUCCGCCACAACUGGGUAAACGAGGAUGGAUCCCACAAGCUUGCUGCGAACGAGGUUGAGACCAUCAAGAAGGAGAUUGUCGGCAUGAUGAUUGAAGCCCCCAGCCAAAUUCAGGCCCAACUGGGCGAGGCCAUCUCGACCAUUGCCGAUUCCGAUUUCUGGGAGCGCUGGGACACCCUUACCCAAGAUCUUGUCAGCCGCCUUUCUCCAACGAGUUUUAAGCAAACAAAUGGCGUUUUGGAGGUUGCACACUCGAUUUUCGGUCGGUGGCGCCCUCUGUUCUCGAGCAACGACCUGAACCGCGAAGUGCUGCAUGUGGUUGGUGUGUUUGGUGACCCCUUUACCCAGAUGCUGGGCAUUGCCGACCAGCAAAUUGGGGCCAACUCGGGCCACGAAGCCGAGCUCAGGGGUUGGCUUACCACGAUGAGUCUCCUCGUUAAGAUCUUCUACGACCUUUCGUGCCAGGACCUACCACCAGUCAUCGAGUCGAACCUGCAGUCCAUCACCGUGCUCCUCCACAAGUAUCUCAGUUACACCAAUCCAAUCUUUGAUGGCGAGGAGGAUGAUCCCACGCCACUCGAGAACCUCAAGUCAGACAUCUGCGAAGUUCUUCAGCUGUACACAAACAAGUACGACGAUGACUUCAACCCAUAUGUCCAAAAGUUCACCCAGGAUGUGUGGAACGUGCUCUCCAGCGUUGGGCCCGAGAAGAGAUAUGACAUCCUCACUUGCCAAGCGCUUAAAUUCCUUACCGCUGUGGCUUCAGUGUCUAGGCACGCACAGAUUUUCAGCGACGAGGCGACACUGGGCACAAUUGUUGAGAAGGUCAUUAUCCCAAAUGUGUCUCUCAGAGAAUCGGAUGUUGAAAUGUUCGAGGACGAACCGAUCGAAUUCAUCAGACAUGAUCUGGAGGGCUCCGAUACCGACUCGAGAAGAAGGGCUUCGACCGAUUUUCUCCAGAAGCUGCUCGGAAACUUUGAGAUGCUGGUGACACAAGUGGUCUUCAAGUACAUCAACCAUUUCCUCGAGCAAGGAAAGACUGACUGGAAGGCCAAGGAUACCGCUGUGUAUCUCUUCCUCGCCAUUGCUGCCAAGGGUGCCGUUACGGCAUCUCACGGUGUCAAGACGGUCAACAGCCAUAUCAAUGUGGUGGAGUUUUUCACCCAACAUAUUGCUGGUGACCUUGUUGGUGGGGACUCGCAUCCUAUUGCCAAGGUUGAUGCUAUCAAGUACCUCUACAACUUCCGCAGCCAGCUUGACAAGGCCCAGUGGGCCGCUGCUAUGCAGCCACUCAUCCAGAACCUGGGUUCAGACAACUAUGUGGUCUACACUUAUGCGGCCAUUGCGGUCGAGAGAGUGCUUUACCUGACGGACGAUUCCGGCCAGCACAUUUUCCCUCGGGCUGACAUCCAGCCCCAUGCCAAGGAGCUCUUGGAACACCUCUUCAGUCUUGUUGAAAAGGACGCCUCGCCAGCAAAGUUGCAGGAGAAUGAGUUCUUGAUGAGGUGCAUCAUGCGCGUUCUGAUCGUUCUCAAGGAGGGGGCGGCCGAGUGUGGUAUCAACAAUAUUCUCACUCACCUGAAUGGCAUCACCAAUAUCAUCAAGCAGAACCCCAGCAACCCGCGCUUUUACUACUAUCACUUUGAGGCCAUGGGAGCCCUUGUCAGAUACUGCAGUAGUCUGCCUCAGGUCGACCUUAUCAGCCGCCUGUGGGAGCCGUUUGCAUUGAUUCUUACCGAGGAUGUGUCCGAGUUCAUCCCCUUCGUCUUCCAGAUCUUCUCGCUUCUUUUGGAGCUCAACCCAACCGCGCAGAUUCCAGGCGAUUUCAAGGCUCUUUUGGAACUUGUGCUUACCCCGACUCUAUGGGACACCAGAGGCAAUACACCCCCUCUUUCCCGGUUCCUUGCGGCCAUCAUCCCCAAGGCCGCCCAGGCCAUUGUGCUGGAGAACAAGCUGGAAGCCGUACUCCUCAUCUUCCAGCGUCUUUUGGCCAGCAAAAAGACGUCGCAGAAUGCCUUUGACAUCAUCGACUCCGUCGUGACCACAUUCCCUGCUGAGGUGUUGGAGCCAUUCUUCACCAAUGUGGUCGGUCUUGUCUUCGACAGCGUCCAGAAGCACCCUAGCGAUUCGCACAAGCUCCGUGUAGCGCGUUUCUACCAUCUCGUCUCCGCCAAGCCAGGGCUCGGGGCCGACUUCUUCAUCAAGCACGCCGAUGCCGUCCAGGCAAACGUUUUUACUCCUUUCUACCUGCAGGUUAUCCGACCAACCACUGCCUUGUUCGCCAAGCCGGUGGACCGCAAGCUGGCUGUUGUUUCUUACACCAAGACGCUGUGCGAGUCCGAGGCCUUUGCCACGCGCUACGCCAAGGGCUGGGGCUUCACCUGCACGAACCUGCUGGACCUCCUCAAGAACCCACCCAGGGUUGCUGCUGGUCUUGGUGACGAGCUCCUUGUUGAGAACGAUGUGGACGACAUUGGCUUCGGCAUUGGUUUCACGCCUUUGAACACGUGCAAGCGCGGCCCCACGGAUGCCUACCCCGAGAUCACUGAGAUUGAGAAGUGGGUCGGACAGUAUGUCAAGGAGGCGAACGCGAAGAUGAACGGGCAGAUCACUCGGUUUGCUCAGGAGAGGCUGGCUCCUGAGGCCCAGCAGUUCUUUGCACCUUAUCUGGCUUAAGGGGGGGUCAGCAUGGGGAGAAGAGGAGGCGGUGAUUAUGUAUGUUGAGGGGAGUGUUUGGCGUUUGGGAGCAGCAUUGGAGGUAAACAAUUGAUGGGCAUAUUUGUUGGUAUUGCUUUGGGGGGUAAUGUUGAGCGGAACAGAGCUCGAGACCAGACAAAAGAAGAUUAAAAGGGGUGGGGAAUGAAUACAUUUUGAUGGCAAUGGCAAAGCGAUGGAUGGAGUUUUUGAUGAUGGGGUGUGAAGUGAUGCUUGAAGAAGUUCUAUAUAUGAUGGCUUUUUGUUAGAUGGU
Molecule: messenger RNA, 3701 nt
Organism: Podospora pseudocomata
Lineage: Eukaryota; Fungi; Ascomycota; Sordariomycetes; Sordariales; Podosporaceae
Gene: CSE1
Product: importin-alpha export receptor
Exons: 4
Coding region: 539-3409 (956 amino acids)
Biological process (GO): protein import into nucleus; protein export from nucleus
Cellular component (GO): cytosol; nuclear envelope
Molecular function (GO): nuclear export signal receptor activity; small GTPase binding
Source: RefSeq, a predicted model, not a curated record